UUGGAAAACAAAGAAAAGAAAAGGACAUACUUUAACCAAAUUAAUAUUUCCCCUAAUUUUCGCCAAUUUGAGAGACAAACUCCUCAACCUCCUAUGAAAUAAAUCAAGAUUGCUCCCUCAAAUCUUCCAACAUAAACAAAAAAUCUAGCCAACCAUAUAAUUAAUGAACUAAUUAAUUAAAGUGCCCAAUUAAAAAAGAUGUAAUUAAAUUUUAUUCUUCCAUCCAAACAAUACCUAGUUUAAGCCUAAAUUUCUCAUCCAUUUUCACACAAAAAGAAACACAUUUUUCUCUCUCUAAAAAUGUCAAGUGAAUCAGUGACUAUUGAGGGAAGUGAUGGAAUUAAUCUUAGGUCAAGAAUCUUUAAACCCAACAAAGAUAUCAAAGAUGAUGAUUUGGGUAUUGUAUUGGUUCAUCCAUACUCAGUUUUAGGAGGUUGUCAGAGUUUAUUGAGAGGAAUGGCAACUGGGUUAGCAAAUGCUGGUUAUUUGGCUGUUACUUUUGAUAUGAGAGGGGUUGGUAGGUCAACUGGUAGUAAAUCAAUUUCUGGGUUUUCUGAAGUCAAGGAUGUUGUUUCUGUUUGCAAAUGGGUUUGUGAAAAUCUCUCUGUUCAUAGGAUUCUGCUUGUGGGUUCUUCUGCAGGUGCACCAAUUGCAGGUUCAGCUGUUGAUCAAGUCGAGCAAAUAGUCGGUUAUGUGAGUAUAGGAUACCCAUUUGGUUUGAUGGCCUCAAUCCUCUUUGGAAGGCACCAUAAAGCUAUUUUGCAGUCUACAAAACCAAAGCUUUUCGUUAUGGGAACUCGAGAUGGUUUUACCAGUGUCAAACAGUUGCAGAAUAAGCUAAGCUCGGCUUCAGGCCGUAUCGAGACUCAUCUUAUUGAAGGUGCUAGCCAUUUUCAGAUGGAAGGUCCUGAUUUUGAUUCUCAGAUGGUUGAUUUGAUUUCCAGGUUUGCAGAAUCUAUUUAGGUAACAGGAAAAUGGUAACAGAGUGAAAUUUUGAUUUCCUGCAAAUGUAGUAGUAGAUUCAGAAAACAGGAAAAUGGUGGAAAACUGGUAAAUUUGGUAAUGUGCAUUACAUACUAGACAUUUCUGAAA
Spinacia oleracea (spinach) is the source of this 1092-nucleotide messenger RNA. RefSeq lists its product as uncharacterized. The record is from RefSeq and is a predicted model, not a curated record. NCBI's taxonomy places the organism in Eukaryota, Viridiplantae, Streptophyta, Magnoliopsida, Caryophyllales, Amaranthaceae. The transcript is spliced from 2 exons. Bases 301 to 963 code for a protein of 220 amino acids.